AUGGCUUUACCACAUAUUGACAUCAAUCUUUUUUUAAUAUUAUCUAGAUUUCCUAAUGAGAUUCUUGAUCACAUCAUCAGCUACAUACCUAAGUGUAUGUUGCCUGAAUUAUUGUACUUUCGGUCAAUUAAGCCUUUUGUGGCGUACCGAGUAUUAAUGAAUGUUGCUAUCAAAUUUCUGGUACAACGCCAGAAGCAAAAUCAAUUCAUUGGGUAUGUGAUCAGUCCAGAGACACGAAGUCAGCUGGAAAAGUUAAAGAGGAACCAUAUGCUCCAACUAUCUUGGGUAAUGUUGUAUAGUGUGUAG
Messenger RNA from Candida albicans SC5314, 306 nucleotides. RefSeq lists its product as uncharacterized. The record is from RefSeq and is a predicted model, not a curated record. Lineage: Eukaryota; Fungi; Ascomycota; Pichiomycetes; Serinales; Debaryomycetaceae. The transcript has a single exon. The coding region runs from base 1 to 306 and encodes 101 amino acids.